Molecule: messenger RNA, 399 nt
Organism: Hydatigera taeniaeformis
Lineage: Eukaryota; Metazoa; Platyhelminthes; Cestoda; Cyclophyllidea; Taeniidae
Source: the annotation of a GenBank genome assembly
AUGGAAGUGACGGCGCGUCGGCUGAUGUCUUCAAAGAGGAAGACAUUGGGAUUGGGCAUCAUUGUGAUCAUCGUAUAUGCCAUCUACGUCUACGUUUUUUACUUCAGCUCCACCGCAACAUCCAGCCCGGCAGAUACGCCUCCAACAGUAGAGGAGUCCAAAAUUCGAGCCAACGGAAGCAGCAAACGUCUGCGAUUCGAGGAGUUGGCAGGCAUUCCUGACGCCGAGUGGUUGCAUAAUUUUGAUCCCAGCGUCUAUCUGUUUUUUCCCCAAUCGACUCCCGUGAGAGAAACACUCCAGUCACUCAUCGACGGCAAACCAUUUCCACAGGUGCGCCCAAGUUUGCCAACCUCCUAUCUUAACCCCUGCUUUGACAACCAGGCUGGCGGCCAUUCAUGA